AUGAUGAUGAAUGAUGAUAAUAACAAUGAUGGUGAUUACUAUGAAGGUGGUGAUGUAGGCAGUGAUGACAAAAACGAUACCGCUUAUUAUUGUGGUGAUGAUUGUGGUUGUGAUAAUGAUGAUGUAGGUGGUUGUGAUGAUGAUGAUUAUAAAGGUGGUCAUGUAGGUAGUGAUGAAGAAAACGAUACCGGGGAUAAUUUUGGUGAUGAUGGUAAUGAUGAUAAUGAUGAUUAUGGUGGUGAUGUAGGCAGUGAUGACGAAAACGGUACCGGUGAUUAUUACGGUGAUGAUGAUGAUGGUGGUGGUAGUGAUGUACGUAGUGAUGACAAAAACGAUACCGGGGAUUAUUUGGGUGAUUCAAAUGGUAAUAAUGAUGAUGAUUAUAAAGGUGGUCAUGUAGGUAGUGAUGACGAAAACGAUACCGGGGAUAAUUUUGGUGAUGAUGCUGAUGAUGAUAAAGAUGAAAAUGGUGGUGAUUUAGGCAGUGAUGACGAAAACGGUACCGGUGAUUAA
Ruditapes philippinarum (Manila clam) is the source of this 513-nucleotide messenger RNA. Its product is annotated as prostatic spermine-binding protein-like. The transcript has 2 exons. The coding region runs from base 1 to 513 and encodes 170 amino acids. NCBI's taxonomy places the organism in Eukaryota, Metazoa, Mollusca, Bivalvia, Venerida, Veneridae. The record is from RefSeq and is a predicted model, not a curated record.